Coregonus clupeaformis (lake whitefish) is the source of this 2207-nucleotide messenger RNA. Its product is annotated as natural resistance-associated macrophage protein 2-like. Gene Ontology annotation, molecular function: manganese ion transmembrane transporter activity; iron ion transmembrane transporter activity; cadmium ion transmembrane transporter activity. Gene Ontology annotation, cellular component: plasma membrane. The coding region runs from base 397 to 2169 and encodes 590 amino acids. The transcript is spliced from 15 exons. Lineage: Eukaryota; Metazoa; Chordata; Actinopteri; Salmoniformes; Salmonidae. Gene Ontology annotation, biological process: metal ion transport. The record is from RefSeq and is a predicted model, not a curated record.
CCAUUUCGGCUAUCAAUGGUACGGAGCUCCGAUCACUUGUCGUGAACGCUCCAUGGGGGAAUCUCUAUUGCAUUCUCCUUGCGUCGUCUUGCCUCUCGCCUCGUUCACAAAACCCAUUGGAGGAGAAGGUUUGAGAAGGAGGCGACCAGAGAGUACACGCGGAGUAAACCAUUGAGAUUUUCUCCAUGUCGUUCCUCUGAAAUAGAUCAAUUGUUUCUCUGAUCAUUCAGGGUCGGACAUGAUGUGAACGCGGCAUCAACUUCUACACAAAGUAGGCUAUUUCAAAACCGGAAGUCAUAUUAUUUACCUGAAUACCAUGCUCAUACUAAAGUCGUCCAUGAGGACUUAUUAAUUAAUGGACAGGUAGCCUACCUUUUGGCUUUGAAGAAGACGAGGAUGAAGCGCUUCAGUUCAUCAAAAAUAUUAUCUUUUCUGACGACAGACAGAAAUCCCCAUCCUGAGAACAUCCACAUCUCCUCUCUACCCCCCAGUAUUCCUACAGACCAGGAGCCAACACAUGGAGAAGAAGACAUGGCACAGGGGAAAGCAGUUGAGACCACACAAACACAGCGAGGAGCCCCUUCGGUCUUCCCAGAGGGCCAGAAUGGGGGAACUGAUGUAUCUAGUACCAAUUUUGACCAUAAGGUCCCCAUUCCAGAUGAUAACAGUCAGAUGUGGUUCAGUUUCCGUAAGCUAUGGGCCUUCACAGGACCAGGGUUCCUGAUGAGCAUCGCCUACCUAGACCCAGGAAAUAUAGAGUCAGACCUGCAGUCAGGUGCUAAAGCAGGGUUCAAGCUGUUGUGGGUUCUUCUGGGAGCCACCAUCAUUGGUCUGCUGCUGCAGAGGCUGGCAGCCAGACUGGGUGUGGUCACUGGGAUGCACCUGGCAGAAGUCUGUAACCGCCAGUACCCUACCGUGCCACGCAUUAUCCUGUGGUUGAUGGUGGAGCUGGCCAUCAUAGGUUCAGACAUGCAGGAGGUCAUAGGUUGUGCCAUUGCAUUCAACCUCCUCUCCUCUGGCAGGAUACCUUUGUGGGGGGGGGUUCUCAUCACCAUCAUCGACACAUUUGUGUUCCUCUUCCUGGACAAGUAUGGUCUGAGGAAACUUGAGGCCUUUUUUGGGGUCCUUAUUACAAUCAUGGCCAUCACCUUUGGAUAUGAGUAUGUGACGGUGCGUCCGGACCAGGGGGAGCUGCUGAAGGGGAUGUUUAUGCCGUACUGUGAGGGCUGUGGUCCUGUGCAGCUGGAGCAGGCUGUGGGCAUCGUAGGGGCUGUCAUAAUGCCCCACAACAUCUACCUGCACUCUGCCCUCGUCAAGUCUCGACAGAUUGAUCGUUCCAGUAAGAAGGAGCUCAAGGAGGCCAACAAAUACUUCUUCAUUGAGUCGACCAUCGCACUCUUCCUCUCUUUCCUCAUCAACGUAUUUGUGGUGGCUGUCUUCGCUGAGGCGGUCUAUGGACGCACAAACAUUGAAGUGCAUGACAUCUGUAAUGCAACUGGCAUUCCUCAGCUAGACCUGUUCCCCUUGAACAAUGAGACACUGCAGGUGGACAUCUACAAAGGGGGAGUGGUUUUGGGCUGUUUCUUCGGCCCUGCAGCACUUUAUAUCUGGGCCGUGGGAAUCCUGGCAGCAGGUCAGAGUUCAACCAUGACCGGGACCUACUCAGGACAGUUUGUCAUGGAGGGCUUUUUGAACCUGCGCUGGUCCCGUUUCUCCCGGGUGUUGCUGACCCGCUCCAUCGCCAUCACGCCCACCCUGCUGGUGGCCAUCUUCCAGGACGUCACCCACCUGACAGGCAUGAACGACUUUCUGAACGUGCUGCAGAGCAUGCAGCUGCCAUUUGCGUUGAUUCCCAUCCUCACUUUCACCAGUUUAUCCUCCCUCAUGAGUGAAUUUGCCAAUGGAUUAUUUUGGAAGAUUGGGGGAGGAGUUGUGAUCUUGUUGGUGUGUUGUAUCAACAUGUACUUUGUUGUCAUCUAUGUGACCACUCUGAACAGUGUGUGGCUGUACGUGUUUGCUGCUUUUCUCUGCAUAGCAUAUUUGGGAUUUGUGGGUUACCUGGCGUGGGUAUGUCUGAUAGCGCUAGGGGUGUCCUGUCUGGAUGUCACCGGCAGGGUCAGGAACGACACCACAGUUCUGAUAGAGCAGCAGCCAGAGUUUGACUCCUGAGCACGGUUCCUUCCUUCGCACACGUGUGUGUGUGUGGG